AUUCGUUCUUUUUAUGCAAAAUCUUCAAUAAUCGAUUCCGUGGCGUGUCAUGUCACAUGUGUUCGCGACGACACACCCACGGGGCAGGCCUGCGGCAACUGUAGUACGCGUACUACUACUACAGCUACCAGUGUACCACGGCCACGGGCUCAGCGAGUCGCGGCUAGCCUAAUCUAAUUAUACUGGUUAUAUCGUACUAUACAUUUGUGUGUUUACCUGUAAUUGCCCAAUGAUGAAACAGUGCGUACGCGAGCAGUUUUUUGCACAGGACUGAUCACAGAUCGGUGAUCCAUCUCGGCCAAGCAAGCUUGCAAUUGCAAAUGCAAGAUGUGAUGUGGCCAUAAGGAAUGCAGAAUGUACCUACUCAAGGUGAAGAAAAGGAUAAGCGAAAAGGAUGAAAAGGCAUUUGCUGAAAAAGCUGCAAAGUAUCAGGAGAGAAAACAGGUGCAAAAGAAUGCCGCCGGCAAGAAACAUGCGAACGGCUCUAGCUCUCCCCGUACCGUGGCCUACGAAGACCUGCCAGAUGGUGCCUUCUUCAGUCGAUCUUCAGAGCCACGCGCCACACCGACGGACACGUCCUGCACGUGGCGCCCCCACGGCGAGGAACGCGUCGCGGGCAUCUGCUACGUCGGAUCGUUUAGCGUCGUCGGCGCCGACACGGACACGCGCGCCGACCACGUGCGUCUCCAGAUGGCGGAGCUGCAGCGGCAGACAACGUCCGCCGCGCCUGUCACGCUGCUCAUCAGCCUCUCCGGCAUCAAGGUGUGCGCGGCGGACAGUGGCGCCCUCGUGAUGGCGCACGCGCUGCGGCGCAUCUCGUACGCGAGCUGCGACCCGCCGCGGCGGCAGUUCUCGUUUCUCGCGCGCGAACCCAAGGGUCACUACAACAUGCAGUACUGCCACUGCUUCGCGACGCGGUCGCCCGAGCAGGCCGAGACGCUGGACGCCCUCGUCGGACGCGUGUUCCGCCUCGCCUACUUGCGCCAGGUCAACGGUCAGCUGACGGUGGACCACCGGCCGGACGCGGCCAAGCGGGUCGACAGCGAGGUGGAGCGGGCCAGCGCCGGGUUUCGCGCCCUGGCACGGCUGGUUGAGGACAGUGAGGGGGCGUCGCCUGUUGCCGGGCACAAGGGGGUGCCGCUCACUGACGGAAAUGCGAACCACUGCGUCGGCGGCGGUACACACGCGGGGCGCGACACCACGCCCUCGCCGUUCAUGGGUGGCAGCGCAUGCCACGUGCAGACGUUCCAGAACGCACGGCCACUGUCGUCGGACGCUGCCGACCGCAAACGCGUGUCGGCCGGCUCGCCUGUCACCAAGGGCAGCCGGCUGUUGGCAACGCACGCGCGCUCGUUGAGCCUCGACAGCGACCCGUGUGUGCGGACGUCGUCGCGCCGCACAGCGCCGAUCCUGUACGCGCGCAGCGCAAGCACGGAAACGCAGCCAGCCUUCCUCCGUGCCGGCUCGCCCGCAUGCAUCCCCGCUAGGUCCGGCGCCGACGCCAGGGCGGCGUUUGUCGAAUCCCGCUCGCGGUCGGCCGGGGAACAGCUCCCGGAGCGGUCGGCCCGGGCGACGCAGACCGAUGACGUGAGGCGGGCCGCGUCCAGCCGCGACGUGGGCACGCCGGCCAAGUGUGUUGACGCGAGGAGGAGGAGGAUGGACACGGCACAGGGUCGAGGAUCCCGGGGGGAGAAUUCCGUGGAUCGGGUGCAUUACGCUGCUGGGCCGAGCAAAGAUCGCGAGGCGUCGUCGGUGCCGCGUCGCCUUGCCCCGCUACCGCCGUCCGACAGCGAACCGGAAAGCGACCAUCCCGGCACGGCGGUCAGCAGCUGCUUGAUUGGGUACGAGGAACCGAUGGCGACGCGAUCCAAGAUGGCAGCAUCGCCGGCGCACGGGGAGCGGCGAGACAACGAGGCGACUAUCGUGCAGACGUACACGGUGACGCGUGACGGCUCGACGCCGCUCGUCCAACAGCCGCUGCGCAUCCAGCAGGCGCGAGACAACCCGAGCUACCUCCGCGAGACGACGCCGCCGCCGCCGCGCCGCGUCGAGAGCCUCGCGUCGCCGCCUGUCGACGAUGACGACCGGCGACUGCGCGACGCGUGGUGGUUCCAGGCGGGCAUCCCGCGCGAGGUCGCGCUCGAGCUGCUGUCGCGCGAGCCGCUCGGCGCGUUCAUCGUGCGCGGCAGCACCACGCGCGCGGGAUGCUACGCGCUGUCGGUGCGCGUGCCCCGCGACCACACGGGUUCCGGCAUUGCGCACUACCUCGUGCUGCGCCGCGACGACUGCGGCGGCUACCGCAUCCGUGGCUUCCCGAAGGAGUUUCCGUCGCUGACGGCGCUCAUCACGCAUCACUCGGUGCUGCAGGAGCUGCUGCCGUGCCCGCUGCUGCUGUCGCGCAGCAACCCGCUCUACAUCCACAGCGACAGCGCCGACACGGUCGACUCGGCCCACAGCGGCGAGUCGUCCGACUACAACCGCUUCGCCGAGUUUCGCCAGAUGAUGACCGAGCUGAAGGUGAACGGCGAGAUCUCGCAUUGACGUAACCAUGGCGACGAAGGAGCAACUGAGAGGUGACGUUGUGUUGCUGUGACGAUGGUCAUGAAGGGAUGUAGACAGCGACUGGGCAGUGACAUCGUGUUGCCAUGGCGACGGGCGCAGAGCGAAAGCGGUAGCUAGUGGGUAGUGAUGUUGCAUCGCCGUGGACCACGCAAAGGGACGGGCGCCAAGAAUCCUUGAGGAUCAAAAUCCGUUUUGAAAUGCAUCCAGCAGUAGUUGGAGUUAGGGCAUCGCCAUAUAUUUAUGUCGCGAAUUUGGAGCUUAUGCAUUGAGGAUGUGCACGAAGGACCUAUGCAGUGUUUUCACUCGAAAUCAAAAUGUUGAGCACGCGUAUCAAAAUGAAUUUAUGAAGUUGAAAUUACAUGAGGAAUGUGUGCACAAUGAAUUUGUCAGCACGGCAGUUUUCUUCCUGGGCACCGUUUUGAUGGAGGCGUUUUAUAUUUUCGUAUCUUGGGCAUGCAUGCAUGUGCCGUCAUUGUGAGAAGCUUGAUGAUAACUGAAGCGUUUGCUAUUUGCAGGAAAGGUUACUUUUCCAGUAAAAAGAAUUGUGAUAAGUGUAGCCAGUUGUGUGUUGUGUAAAUAUUUAGACGCUUUGAAGCCAUUGGCAUUUUGCACUGAUAUUUCACAAAUUCACGAUUCAAAUGGUCUAAAACGUUGAUCUCUGGGCAGCAAGAAAGUAAGUUAGUCGAUGCUUUCCUCGCUUUACGCUUGAUAUUCGAUAGCUUCAAGGGCGGAAUUUCAAGGCAAGAGUGCAGUGUGACUGCGGUGCGUUUCCCUCCAGGUGAUAGGGCUAUGGGUGAUGUGCUAGUCUACCACGCUGACACAUUCUUAUGACGUACAAGCAGAACUAGAUUGGAUCUAGGAAAUGUUGAAAGCCCGGGGGUGGGGGGGUCGUGGCAAUAUCGGAUGAGGCUAAGAAUUUGGUGCCGCAUCAAUCUUUUUGAGAGGCACUAAUGCAGUCGGAUGCUUCCUGAGCAUAAUUUCCUUGAUCCUUUAGUAUAUUAGGUACAAAGCAGUAAUGGCAUUGAUCUUGGGCCAUACCUUCUCCCCUCCCGAGUCAUCCAUACAUCAGCAUCGGCAGAAGAGGGUGUUUCUGUGUGGGAGGUUCUUUGUGGCAAUAGGUUCCUGUGAAGAGGACAUUAGGAAGAUAUUCGGGAUAGUCUAUUCUAUGAGAUCUCUACGGUGCUUUUUUAUGUUGUGAUAUUAUAUAUUAUUCUGUACAGUAAUUGUUUUAUUAUAUUCGUAACAUUUAUCUUGCGGUUAAGAAUUGGCAUAUAUUCUCAACCUUAAAUAGUAUAUUCUUGCACUAUAGAUAGGUUACUUAGUAUAGCCAUGUAGCUAAGAUUUUAUACAAUAUGUAUAACAUUGCCUAACUGUGUGUAGUGAGAAUUAGGUACAUAAGACAACGAAGAAGGAACGGAGGUUGGGAGUUGGGGUGAGAGAGAGAGAGACUCAGAGAGAAAGAGAGAGAGAGAGAGAGAGCGCGUGUGAGACGAUUGGUUGUGAGAUGCUGUUAAAGUAUAAUCGUCUCAGAAGAUUUACUUGUGUAAGUGCUAUUUGCAUGUAAUCGAAUCAUUCCGGUAGAUUGGUGUAGCAUAGUCGAACAAUUAUCCGAAAUGUAUAGGACGUUGUUGUGCAACCCACAAUUCAAAGUAUAAUGAAUCUAUCUAUAUACGUGUAUAGCGUUUCUAACAUUUUCCAUGUGAUUUCUGCUUCGCCGUAUCGCUUCAGAGGCAGAUCCCUUCUGGUUGAACUGCCCCUAAAAAAUUUCUCACUGUACACUGAUGUGUUUGUGCUUGUUUUGACUGCACUGUCGUACCAGAAAUAAUACUCGAAAACCUCAAUUUCGCAUAUAUAUAUAUACCUAGCAGGCUUUUCUGCAUUCACGUCUGUUUUGUAGCCGUGUGUUAGAAUAAUUUUAGUAGCGGUGUUUUUUCGUCCGCGGAACAUUGCACACGUUCAUGUGGAGCUUGGCUCUGUUUCCCAGCAAUAAACUAGUUCAAUACUGUUUGUCGUUGACACAUAUUUU
This is a messenger RNA of Priapulus caudatus, 4588 nucleotides long. RefSeq lists its product as uncharacterized. The record is from RefSeq and is a predicted model, not a curated record. The transcript is spliced from 3 exons. Bases 355 to 2541 code for a protein of 728 amino acids. NCBI's taxonomy places the organism in Eukaryota, Metazoa, Priapulida, Priapulimorpha, Priapulimorphida, Priapulidae.